CGAAGGAAUAUUUAUCGAACGGUUCCAGUCUUCCAGAUUGCUGAUUUGGAGAUCCCCUGUUCCAGAUUGUGAGCUGCGUAUCCCAGCUUCGGCCAUCUUGAAUUUUUGAGUUGAUCGAUCAUCUCCAGCAUUAACUGGCCGAUUGUCCUUUGCGAGAGCAGCUGCCAAUCUACAGGUCGUUCCAUGGAGGGAGUUAUGUCCUGCUUUUCCUGGAGAGUAAAGGCCAGGCGGGGCUCACACGGCAGCAAAAAAGGAACUUUACCUUUUCCAUGUAUUUUGGGUAAAAAAGGAAUUUGGACUUCUGCAAAUCAUUUUCCUCCUCCUUAACAGACCUUAGGCUCUUCCUGUCUGUUGCUUUCUGUCAUGGACUACAUUUAUUGGAUGAGGAGUAUUAGAAGGUAUGCUCAAACAGUUACUUUUCCUAAUAUGAAUAAUCAUUAUGAUCCCGACUAUAAUGCCACGAUCAAGUUCCUUAACCAGAUACUACUGGAGGAUAACAUGGAUGAGAAUGAUCUCAGCAUGUCCUAUGAUCCCAUUGCUCUUAGGGCUGUUGAGAAUUCGUUUUAUAAUGCCCUGUGUCAGAACCCUUCAUCUCCUUAUCAAGGACCUCUAUUUUAUAACAAUAAUUCUGAUAGGUUGCACUGCACAUUUGGGAGCUCAGGCUAUUAUAGCACAACUGGCAGCACCGUUAGCAGUUUUGACACUAGCCAGUGGAUUGUCGAUCCUGAAGAUCCAAAAUCAUCUCUGGCUGGUGAUCCUCCCGAGUACGCUUCCCAUAAAUAUAACACCAAUUCCACUCUAAGAAAGAAGCAUAACCUUCCAGAUAGAAGUGGGUUAGAAGAAGAAAGGAGCAGAAAAUUUUAUGCAGUCUAUGAGGAGGAGGUGAAGGAGGUUGAAUUGUCUGAGAUGUUUGAUAAGGUUUUGAUAUGUGCUGAUAACAUCAUAUCUGAUCGGUUUCCAUCUGCUGUUGGUGGCCGGAAGAGUCGUUCAUUGAAAAAAAGAGAUAAUAGUGAGUUUGUAGAUCUGGAGACACUUUUAUUAGACUGUGCACGGUCUAUUGCUGCUUCUGAUCAUGGGUCUGUAGGAGAAAAAUUGAAGAUGAUCAGGAAGCACUCUUCACCUACCGGUGAUGCCAGUCAAAGGAUGGCUCAUGUAUUUGCAAAUGCUCUUGAGGCACGGCUUAAUGGAACAGGCGCACAACUCUCUGAGGCCUUAGCUCCAAAUAAGAUGAGUGGUUCUGGGUUCUUAAAAUCCUUCCUGAUAUCAUGGCCAAUCGCAAGAAUAUCAUAUUUCAUUGCAAAUAAAAUGAUUCAGGAAGUAGCUUUGAAUAGUACAUCACUGCAUGUCAUAGAUUUUGGUAUUUUUUAUGGUAUCCAGUGGCCCACUCUCAUCCGCGAUCUUUCUCAAAGACCCGCCGGCCCUCCUAAACUCCGAAUAACUGGAAUUGAAUAUCCCUUAUGUGGUUUUCGCCCAGAACAAAUGGUAGUAGAGACUGGUCGUCUCUUGGCAAAGUAUUGCGAACAAUUUGGCGUUCCAUUUGAGUACAAUGCCAUAACUACAAAGAGUUGGGAGAAAAUUAAAAUUGAUGAUUUGAAGCUUGUGAGGGGUGAGGUUGUUGCUGUUAACUGUGCAUUUCGACUGAAAAACCUAAUGGAGGGGAGGGACGAUAGCCAUAGGGAUGUAGUUCUGAACUUAAUUUGGGAAAUAACUCCACAUAUAUUUGUGCCGAAUGUGCUCAAUGGAUCUCACAGCUGCAAUAUCUUUCUGUCUCGGUUCCGAGAGGCUUUUUUAUUCUACUCUAAUUAUUUUGAUAUGUUUGAUGCUACUUUACCACGCAAUUGUAGCAGCAGAUUGAGCUUUGAGCAAGAGUUCUUGGGACGCGAAAUUAUGAAUGUUGUUGCUUGUGAGGGAAUGGAAAGAGUAGAGAGGCCAGAAACAUACAAGCAGUGGCAUUUGCGCAUUAUGAAAGCUGGGUUCAAGCCCAUGCCCAUGAACCCGGAUCUUGUGAAAAAGUUAAAAGGCAAGGUGAAUGCAAGGUAUCACAAAGAUUUUGUGUUUGAUGAAGAUGGCCAUUGGGUACUGCAAGGAUGGAAAGGUCGGAUUCUUUGGGGUGUUUCCGGUUGGGUGCCUCAUCGGACUCUUUGCAGUUUUGACACUGAAGAAUCAAAAUCAUCUCUGGCUGGUGAUCCUCCCUCUUUCCAUUCAUCAAGUGUAACGAACUUGGAUGACUAUAACACCGAUUCCACUAGAAGCAAGAAGCAUAACCUUCCUGAUAAAAGUCGGAUAGAAGAAGAAAGGAGCAGCAAAUAUUCCACAGUUUAUGAUGAAGAGGAGGCGGAGGAUGAAUUGUCCGAGAUGUUUGAUAAGGUUUUGAUAUGUGUUGAUAGUAUCAUAGCUGAUCAGUUUCCAUCUCUAGUUGGCUGCAAGGGAAGAAAACAGAACCACCGAGGUGGCAGGAAGAGUCAUUCAAAGACACAAAAAGACAAUACUGAGUUUGUGGAUCUGGAGACGCUUUUAUUAAGCUGUGCACGAUCUAUUGCUGCUUUUGAUCAUGGGUCUGCAAAAGAACAAUUAAGAAAUAUCAGAAAGUACUCAUCGCCAACUGGUGAUGCCUAUCAAAGGAUGGCUCAUGCAUUUGCAAAUGCUCUCGAGGCACGGCUUAAUGGGACAGGCCCACAACUCUCUGAGGGCCUAGCUCCAAACAAGAUGACUGGGCUAUUAAGAUCCUUCAUGAUAUCUUGGCCAGUCUUAAGAAUAUCAUAUUUCAUUGCUAAUAAAAUAAUUCAGGAAGUAGCUUCAAAGUGUACAUCACUGCAUGUCAUAGAUUUUGGUAUUUAUAAUGGUAUCCAGUGGCCGACUCUUAUCCAUGAUCUUUCAAAAAGACCCACCGGCCCUCCUAAACUUAAAGUAACUGGAAUCGAAUAUCCGGUACGUGGUUUUUGCCCAGAACAGUUGGUAGUUGACACUGGUCGUAUCUUGGCAAAGUAUUGCAAACAAUUUGGUGUUCCAUUCGAGUACAAUGCCAUAACUUCACAGAAUUGGGAGAAAAUCAAAAUUGAUGAUUUGAAGCUUGUGAGGGGUGAGGUUGUUGCUGUUAACUGUGCGUUCCGGUUGAGAAACCUAAUGGAUGAGACCCUUGGGGAGGACAACCCUAGCCCUAGAGAUGCAGUUCUGAACUUAAUCCGGGAAAUAAAUCCACAAGUUUUUGUGCCGAUUGUGCUCAAUGCAUCUCACAGUGGCCCUUUGUUUCUGUCUCGGUUCCGAGAGGCUUUUCUAUUCUACUCCAAUUAUUUUGAUAUGAUUGACGCCACUGUGCCACAUGAUGACAGCAGAUUGAGGUUUGAGCAGGAAUUUGCGGGACGCGAAAUAAUGAAUGUCAUUGCUUGUGAGGGAAUGGAAAGAGUAGAGAGGCCUGGAACAUACAAGCAGUGGCAGAUGCGCAUUACGAAAGCUGGGUUUAAGCCAAUGCCCAUGAACCAGGAUCUUGUGAAGAAGUUAAGUGGGAAGGUGAAGGCAGGGUAUCACAAGGAUUUUGUGUUUGAUGAAGACGGCCAUUGGGUACUGCAAGGAUGGAAAGGUCGGACUCUUUGCGGCGUUUCUGGUUGGGUCCCUCGUCGUUUUACGUAGGGCACAUAGCUAAUGCCCUGAAGAGGACCACCUACUUAACAUCUUUUAAGGCCGUCAUCUCUGCCUAGGCGAAAGACAACGACAGCAUCAGGAGGGUGGCAGCAGUACUAAAGACGGAAGUAGCAGCAAGGACAGUUGCAGAAGUAUUAAUGGUGGAACAAGCAGGGACAGUUACAAGAUGAGGUUCAGGACCGAGAGGAGAGAUAUUGGAUGAUAAGGAGAAGGUGCAAAAGUGGACUAGGGAUUGCCUUU
Cuscuta campestris is the source of this 3879-nucleotide messenger RNA. Lineage: Eukaryota; Viridiplantae; Streptophyta; Magnoliopsida; Solanales; Convolvulaceae. The record is from the annotation of a GenBank genome assembly.